UGCAACUUGUGUCACCACUUGUUAGUGUCUUAGUUUAACUAUAGAGUUGUUGUGUUUAUAUAUCAUCUCUAUGUAUGUGUAGGCUGAUACUUGUGUAGGAUGUCUUCAGUGAAUUUCACUGGGAAGAAUGUGGAGGAGUUUACCAUCACUGGCUUCGACCACCUCUCUCACCAGAAGCUCCUGGGCUUCCUCAUCUUCAUCACCUAUUUCCUUGUGCUUCUGGGAAGCGGCACCAACAUCUGCAUCAUUUUGACGGACAGACGGCUGCACACGCCCAUGUACCUCCUCAUCUGUAACCUGGCCGUGGUGGACAUCAUGUUCACCACCAGCACCAGCAUCACCAUGAUCUCUGUCCUACUGGCCGAGGUCAAAACCAUCUCUUACUACUCCUGCAUUUCAAGCAUGUCCAUCUACCACCUGGGUGACAUCGAAGAGUUUCUGUCCCUGUCCCUGAUGGCUUUGGACCGAACCAUCGCUAUCAGCACCCCUCUUAGGUACCACAGCAUCCUGACUAACCCACGGCUCUUCCUGUUGAUCACAGCUACCUGGCUGAUAGGGUUAGGGGUCAUGGGGGUAGUAGCAGCUCAGGUAGACAGCCUUCCAUACUGCCAGCCCAUCAUUAGAUAUGUGUUCUGUGACUAUCCUGCUAUGGUCAGAGCUGCCUGUGUCAACCCUGAACCCUAUUGGGUGCUUCCCACCAUCCUGGGUCUGUGGUUGAUUGGUGCACAGUUCAUAUUCAUUCUGCUAUCAUACGUGAAUCUGAUCUACACAGUACUGAGACUGCCAAACAACGAGAGCAGAGUGAAGGUGUUUAAUACCUGUAUUUGUCACAUCAUUGUGGUGUCCUGUUACUACGCUCCCAAGUUAGUCUCUGUGUUGUUGACGAGGAUAGGGGUGAGGCUGAAUCUGACGGAGCGUAAUGCUUUACUGAUUAUAGCCACGCUGUUACCCUCUCUGAUCAACCCAGUAGUCUACUGUCUGAAGACCAAGGAGAUUAGAAAGAGAUUGGUUCAGAUACUGUCUAGAAAAAGAACUGCAGUGAUGAAAUGAGGUCUUGAACAGUAUUUUUUUGCAACAUGGCCCAGGAUUCACUCAGAAAUUGCACAGAUGUGUGUUUAAAGAUUUUAAAGAUAAUUUCCAAUUAAGCUCACAUCAGCAGCGUUUACCUUUAAGAGUUGCUUCGUCUUCAAGAAAGAUCAGAUUGGAUUUCUGUUGAAUAUAAAAAAAUAUAUAUAUAUUUCACCUUUAUUUAACCAGGUAGGCUAGUUGAGAACACCUUUAUUUAACCAGGUAGGCUAGUUGAGAACAAGUUCUCAUUUGCAACUGCGACCUGGCCAAGAUAAAGCAUAGCAGUGUGAACAGACAACACAGAGUUACACAUGGAGUAAACAAUUAACAAGUCAAUAACACAGUAGGGGGGAAAAAGGGGAGUCUAUAUACAUUGUGUGCAAAAGGCAUGAGGAGGUAGGCGAAUAAUUACAAUUUUGCAGAUUAACACUGGAGUGAUAAAUGAUCAGAUGGUCAUGUACAGGUAGAGGUAUUGGUGUGCAAAAGAGCAGAAAAGUAAAUAAAUGAAAACAGUAUGGGGAUGAGGUAGGUAAAAAUGGGUGGGCUAUUUACCGAUAGACUAUGUACAGCUGCAGCGAUCGGUUAGCUGCUCAGAUAGCAGAUGUUUGAAGUUGGUGAGGGAGAUAAAAGUCUCCAACUUCAGCGAUUUUUGCAAUUCGUUCCAGUCACAGGCAGCAGAGAACUGGAACGAAAGGCGGCCAAAUGAGGUGUUGGCUUUAGGGAUGAUCAGUGAGAUACACCUGCUGGAGCGCAGUCCAAGAUUUAAAUAGUUCCGUCUUCUUCUGUUUGCAAUUUACAUUACUACACCUGUCUAUUGUCAUGUAUCUAUUGUAUCUAAAUGUUUUUAUUACAGUGUAUAUUCCACAUAAUUAUUUUAUUGUUGUUGCAAUGU
This is a messenger RNA of Oncorhynchus nerka (sockeye salmon), 1960 nucleotides long. Its product is annotated as olfactory receptor 10G4-like. Gene Ontology annotation, molecular function: odorant binding; olfactory receptor activity; G protein-coupled receptor activity. The record is from RefSeq and is a predicted model, not a curated record. Gene Ontology annotation, biological process: G protein-coupled receptor signaling pathway; detection of chemical stimulus involved in sensory perception of smell. Lineage: Eukaryota; Metazoa; Chordata; Actinopteri; Salmoniformes; Salmonidae. Bases 100 to 1050 code for a protein of 316 amino acids. The transcript has a single exon. Gene Ontology annotation, cellular component: membrane.